AUGGGAAGAAAUUUUUUUAAACAAUUUUAUGAAAAUUUCAGGUCAGUAGCUGAUGAGCUGAAAGUUGGCCGUCGAGUUGAUCCGAAAAACUACAAAUCGGCAACGGUGAUGUAUUCCGAUAUUGUUGGCUUUACAUCACUGUGCAGUGAAAGCUUACCAAUGGAAGUGGUCACAUUGCUCAGUGGUGUUUUCAAGAAAUUCGAUAUGAUCAUUUCACAGCAUCAGUGCUACAAGGUGGAAACAAUUGGGGACGCAUAUAUGGUAACAUCCGGUGUGCCGCUGACUAUUCGCCAUAAUCACGUCCGUGACAUCGCUUCUGUUGCGAUCAUGAUGAGAGAUUUCCUCGCUGAAUACGAAAUACCUCAUAGACCAGGUCAAAAGCUACACUGCCGUUGGGGUUUCAACACCGGCCCGGUUUUUGCUGGCGUUGUUGGCUUGAAUGCACCGAGAUACUGCGUCUUCGGCCACACUGUAAGUUUUUCUGAUAGGAGAGGGUCUUACCUGCACACCUUACAAGCACCGGAUAAAAUUCAGAUAACUUUGAAAAGCUAUCAGUUGCUGACAGCUCGCUAUCCCGAAUUCAAAUGCUCACCACGUGGCGGCGUCCGAAUUGAUGGAAUUGGAACACUGUUGACGUAUUGGUUGGAUGGUUGCGAAGAUUUGCUGAAAUCCGGUCGCUCAAUUACCGGUCCCGAUAAUGACACAAAAACAAGCUGA
Gongylonema pulchrum is the source of this 717-nucleotide messenger RNA. The record is from the annotation of a GenBank genome assembly. NCBI's taxonomy places the organism in Eukaryota, Metazoa, Nematoda, Chromadorea, Rhabditida, Gongylonematidae.